UUACAGCAAUUUUUGGCCCCAAACCUAUAAAAGUCAGCCUUGUCUGUUUCUUCAUUAAAUUGAGUUAUUAAAAGUAUAGUUGGACAUGGGUUUGUUAAGAAAGCUUACGGUUGUUGGUGUCCCCAUUGCCGGGUACCUUAUUGUUGAUCAGCAAUUGAGUCAAAUAUAUCCAAACAUCCCGGUUGAAAAAUUACCCCUGAAUACUUCAAUUAAAAAGUAUUUAAAACCAAAUGAAAAUAAGUAUAUAGCUUACUGUGAUACUUUCAAGAAAACCGUCGAGGCCGAUUCGAUCGACAAGUUGAAUGAACAAUUUUUGUCGUAUCGUGCUCUUCAGUCCUUAGUGAAAGAGAAUGCAGAUGUUGAUGAUAAUUCGACCUGGCAAUCUCAGACUAUUACCCAAUCAACUGGUUGGAGAGGUAAGUAUAGGGAUACGUUACUUUGGUGGCAAUGGAAUAAUAAGAAGAACGUUGUAUCUAAUUUCGAGAAGUUGGCUAGCUGGGGGUAUCCUUGGAGAAUGAUGAAUGGUGGCUACCAUGAGCUUUACAUUGAACCAACUGAUAAGGACAAGACGUUUGAUGUAUACUUCACUUGUGCUCAUGAAUAUAACGAUUUGAAAGACGGCAAGGUCAUUCCUGAAUGGGUACAGAAUCUUCAUAGAUUCUACGGGAGAAUGAUUUUACAUUUAGCCACCAAAUAAAUAAUAUGAAUGUUUUAUUAUUAAAAUCUAUAUACAAGAAAUAUGAGCUAUUAAUAGGAUGAGAUAUUUCUAACUUUAUCAGUGAAUGGGAAACCAAAUGCGC
Molecule: messenger RNA, 800 nt
Organism: Hyphopichia burtonii NRRL Y-1933
Lineage: Eukaryota; Fungi; Ascomycota; Pichiomycetes; Serinales; Debaryomycetaceae
Exons: 1
Coding region: 86-697 (203 amino acids)
Source: RefSeq, a predicted model, not a curated record